AAGUCCCUUUCGCGAUGAAAUCGACUGCCCCAGUCUGGACUCCCAGGCUGAUUGCACAGGCAGAUCACGCGCCCCAACUCGCUAGCAACAUGGGUGGGGCGUCAACCGCAUCAUUCUUUCCUAGUGACACAUCAGAGACGGGAGCGAAGAGCCAACUAGCGCAAUGUCCAAUAGGCAUUCAAAACGACCUCAUCCAAGUGACACGCUACGGCUGUAGUUUCUUCGUGCGUCGAUCACAGGCCAUGGUCGAUCCAGAUAUUCAAAACAUAGAUGUUCAUAAAAUAGCCCAGCUUGAUGCGGGUGAGUCGAUUGCGCAGUCAAUCAUUUGUGAAUCAUGGGAUCAAACAUUCAUUAGAUUUUCAAGUCUAACAAGCGCCGCAUCUCCACGAUGGGGCGGAUUCCGUGCAACAUCCCUCGGAGUCCCCGAAAAUCUACGUCACCACGUUGAAUCGCAAUCACAUGACAUGCUGAGGCAACUGGAACCAGAUGAUGAGCGAUACCUGGAGAUCCCACCUGAAUAUGGGGCAGCUUGGCCUCUUGACUUUGAUGAACGUACAACGCGAAACAUUGCAGGAUCAUUUGGGUACCCAAGCGUAAUGUACAAGGUGAUUGAUCGCAGAUCUGGCGCACCAUAUGCAUUGCGUCGCGUUGAUGGAGCUCGGGCUUCACCAAAGGCUGCAUCUGCCACACAAACGCGUUGGCGUUCCGUGCGACACGCAAAUCUCAUUCCUCUCAAGCGUGCAUUUGUGCACUCUGGAGCCACGUAUUUCCUGCACGAAUACUGCCCUUGUGCAAGGUCGUUGCUAGAGAUCUACUUCCCACCAUGUUCAGACUCGACAGGCAUGCCGUCGGUUCCUGAAUCGACACUAUGGAGCUAUCUGUUGCAGCUGUUGGCUGCUUUGCGUGUAAUACAUGCAACGACGGGAAACGAUACCAUUGGGAGCCAGGCAUGUCGCACGCUUGGGCUCUCCCGGAUACUUGUUACCGGCAACACACGAAUAAGACUUGGUAACGUUGGCGUUGUCGAUGUCCUCGAAGCGGAUAUGCGCAAUAACCCGUGCGCGGGCAAAAGUAAGACAGCCGCAGAGAUCGACGACGUGAUCGCUUUGGGGCAUGUCAUGUUAGCGCUCGCUACAAGAGCACUGUCUGACGGCUCGUGCACGCCCCAAAAUGAAUUGGCGCGUUACCAAUAUGCAUACUACAAGGGGACGCGUGUGUACUCGCGAGAAAUAUAUGCGUUGAUUUCCGAACUACUAACGAAACCACCAACUGUGUUCGCACUUUGUGACAUGCUUUCUGGUCGUGCAUUUGACGAACUCGAUGCUACUUACCAGUGCGUUGACUGCUACGAGGGUUUAGCCUCCGCAGAAGUUGGUGCUGGUCGCUUGCUCAGAGUCAUGCUCCACGUUAGCUCAGCACUGUAUGGUUCAGAGAAACAAGCUGGCUCGGUAUGGUCCGAAUCGGGUGAAAGGUAUUUGCUUUUGCUCUUCAUGGAUUAUGUAUUCCAUCAAGUCGAUGGCUCCGGACUGUCCAUUCUCAACUAUGGCCAUGUCAUCGCAUCUCUCGUGAAACUUGAUGCCUCCGAUCCAGAGAAAAUCUUACUAGUCUCGCGAGACGGUCGCACGAUUCUUGCAAGCUCUUAUCUUGAAGUUCGCCAGGCUUUGAGUCAGGUAUAUGCAUCUCUUUAUCAUGUUCACAGUGUUCCCAAUGAAGAAGAUAUAUCUCGUACUCGAGUACGAGCUGUCGGCUGUCGCUGACAUCUCCCUCUAUUAUUGUGCACCUGGAGCGCACCCAGGAAAAUCCUCCCCUAUCCAGCCGGCCCUAUUCUUUUCCUGGGGAAAACUUGACGUUUCAAGGAAGCGAUAUUUGCACAAGCUAGUAGAGCUUUCGCAACGCCGGGCUUCGCUCCAAAAGAAACUCAAGUGCGAACACCAAUCGGUCGAGGCGUUAAAUCAAAUUGAGCAGCAAGUACAUGCACGUGGGUGGCUUACGGCGACGGGAAGACAAGCUACGAUCGCCGCCACUUCACCACGAAGACUACCACCGAUACGGAAAAUAGCAAAACAACGGAAUUCUUCUGGAGAAAAGAAUCAUUAUUGUAAGUCAAAAGGAUACGGCAUAGGAGUCAGCGGUGAGACACGAAUUUCAGAUCUAAAUAACGAUAAGAACGUGUGCCAGAAACGGACAGGUUCCAAGCAGUGCACACAAGAAGAGAUUGAUAGAAGCAAUAGAAACAAAAACCGCAAAGAAAAAAAAAGAAAACAGCGCUCCCGCCAAGAAUUCAACUAA
Molecule: messenger RNA, 2289 nt
Organism: Aureococcus anophagefferens
Lineage: Eukaryota; Pelagophyceae; Pelagomonadales; Pelagomonadaceae
Exons: 16
Coding region: 15-1757 (580 amino acids)
Biological process (GO): protein phosphorylation; nuclear-transcribed mRNA poly(A) tail shortening; mRNA processing
Cellular component (GO): PAN complex; P-body
Molecular function (GO): protein kinase activity; poly(A) binding; ATP binding
Source: RefSeq, a predicted model, not a curated record